Molecule: messenger RNA, 3875 nt
Organism: Lepus europaeus (European hare)
Lineage: Eukaryota; Metazoa; Chordata; Mammalia; Lagomorpha; Leporidae
Gene: MCL1
Product: MCL1 apoptosis regulator, BCL2 family member
Exons: 3
Coding region: 123-1181 (352 amino acids)
Biological process (GO): extrinsic apoptotic signaling pathway in absence of ligand; release of cytochrome c from mitochondria; intrinsic apoptotic signaling pathway in response to DNA damage
Cellular component (GO): mitochondrial outer membrane
Molecular function (GO): protein heterodimerization activity; channel activity; protein homodimerization activity
Source: RefSeq, a predicted model, not a curated record
GGACGGCCCCGCCUCAGACCUAACACUGUGAUCUCUGAGUCCUCUUUCAGUCGGGACUUCCGCCAUCCGAGCGAGCAGCUUCGGGUGGGCCCUAGCCUGGGCGGCGGCGGCGGCGGCGGCAGAUGGCGAUGUUUAGCCUGAGAAGAAACGCGGUAAUCGGACUCAACCUCUACUUGGGGGGACCCGGGUUGGGAGCCGGUGGCGGCGGCGUCGCCCCUCCGGCAGAGCGGCUUCUGGCUGCGGAGAAGGAGGCCGCUGCCCGGCGAGAGGUAGGGGGAGGGGAGGCCGGCGCGGUGAUUGGCGGAAGCCCGGGCGCUGGCCCCCCGGCCGCGCUGGCGCCGGACGCCCGGAGGGUCGCGCGGCCGGCGCCCAUUGGCGCCGAGCUCCCCGACGUCAGCGCGACCCCCGCGAGGCUGCUGUACUUGGCGCCCACCCGCCGCGCGUCGCCGCUCGAGGAGAUGGAAGCCCCGGCUGCGGACGCCAUCAUGUCGCCCGAAGAGGAGCUGGACGGCUACGAGCCGGAGCCCCUUGCGAAGCGGCCGGCCGUCCUGCCCCUGCUGGACUUGGUGGGGGAGGCCAGUAAGGUCCCUAGCACGGACGGGUCGCUGCCCUCGACGCCGCCGCCCGCAGAGGAGGAGGAGGACGAGUUGUACCGGCAGUCGCUGGAGAUUAUCUCCCGGUACCUUCGGGAGCAGGCGACCGGCGCCAAGGACGCGAAGCCGAUGGGCCGGGCCGGCAGCGCGAGCCGGAAGGCGCUCGAGACCCUGCGGCGGGUCGGGGACGGCGUGCAGCGCAACCACGAGACGGCCUUCCAAGGAAUGCUUCGGAAACUGGACAUCAAAAACGAAGACGAUGUCAAAUCUUUGUCUCGAGUGAUGGUCCAUGUUUUCAGUGAUGGCGUAACAAACUGGGGCAGGAUUGUGACUCUGAUUUCUUUCGGUGCCUUUGUGGCCAAACACUUGAAGAGCAUAAACCAAGAAAGCUGCAUAGAACCUUUAGCGGAAAGUAUCACAGAUGUUCUCGUCAGGACGAAACGGGACUGGCUAGUCAAACAAAGAGGCUGGGAUGGGUUUGUGGAGUUCUUCCAUGUAGAGGACCUAGAAAGCGGCAUCAGAAAUGUGCUGCUGGCUUUUGCGGGUGUUGCCGGAGUAGGAGCGGGGCUGGCUUAUCUGAUAAGAUAGCCUUCUAAGUGCAAUAGUUGACUCUUAACCAAUUCCAGGCACCGAAACCACACACUUCUAUGAAACUGAAGGUAUUUAUGAAGUUGGAAUUCAAACUGCCCAAGCUGUAACCAAGAGGUUCAUUCUAGCAACCUAGCCAGAAAAGCAAGCUGCAAGAGGACUGACUGUAGAUAACAAGAAUAAACGCAUGGGAAAAGUAGUUCCCCUUGAAGAGUCCCUGUCUACAGAAGCCAAAUUCAGUUUCAGCAACAAGCAGACUUUGUGUGGGAGGCCAUGGAGGAAAGCUUCUAGAUUUAGUGAAGAUGGUAGUGGAAGAACUUGAUCUCCUUGUCUAGAACAGGAAAUUCGUUAAAUACGUUCAGUGAGUUCAUUAAUUUCCUGUAGUGUUAAAAGAAAAGCACUAACAAUGCCAGUGACCUGUAUACAAAAUGAAUUUCAGUUAGAAGUAAUGGAAGUAUGCCUAGAAGCCUCAGUACUGUACAACAGUGUGUGCAGGGGAGCGUUUUCCUCUCUCAAGAGCAGGCAGUCCCAGGUGUUAAGGACUCUCAUACCUGUUCUACUUUGGCUUGCUUUGAAUGAUUCUUUGUUAGCCUAGUAAUGGCCAAGAAUACUUGACUUGUGACUGCUCAAUAAUUAGUUACAAAUAUAGAAUAUCCUUGAUUUUUGAGAUAGAAACAACUUGUAAAUGUAUGUCUAUAAAAUUGUAUAUAUUUUUACAGAAAAUCUAUUUCUUUGUAACAUAAAGGGAGGGGGAGUAUCGACUUUACAUUUUUUUUUUUUUCAUAUCUUUUUGAAAUUUGCAUCUUCUCUAGUUAGAAAACUUUCUUAACGGCUUUUCUAUCCUAAACUUUGUCCCAGUCAAUUCUAGAGUGUAUCCAGAACCAACUGAUGGAAUUGUAUGAAACCUGGUUUAGUGGAACAAAUCUGAUUCAUAACUAUGCAGCUUUCUAAUUUUCCUAUCUGAUUUUUGGUUUAUAUUCCUUAGAUAGAUUUUUCUUUGAAAACCUGGGCUUGAGAGGUUGAGAAAUGGAAAUAAGUCCUUUCACUUUGUUAUAGGUAGGUUUUCAAUAAUUGAGUCAAAGUGGUUUAAAGUUGUGGGGUGGGGUGGGGCUGGUGACUUAAAAAUUAUGGGCUCUGAUUGGGCACUUCUCAUUUGCAUUCCUUCCAUUUGACCUAAUUUAACUGGUGAAAUUUAAACUGAGUUCAUGAGCUCAUCUUUAAGGCUUUUUACUAAAAGGUUUUCAGCUGUUCCAAAUGGGACUUAUUAGCAGUGUGUGUAUAAAAAGAUCACAUCAGGUGGAGAAGAGACAUUUGAUCCCUUGUUUACUUAAUAAAUUGUAAAAUGAUGGCUUGGAAAAGCAGGCCAGAGUCUAACCAUGGUGCUGUUAUUAGGCUUGGUUGUUAAACAAGGGCUAAGCCUAGUAUGUCAAUAAAGCAAACACUUGUUUCAUUUCUACUGAUGGUUCCCAAACUUUGUUUCAGGUUUUUGCAUUUGCAUCUUUUUGGAUUUCAGACUCCAUGUUCUUUCAAAUUUACAUUUUCCUGUCCAUCCUUGAAAAUGUGCUGCUUGUUCCCAUUAUGAACCCAUACUGGAUAAUUAAGUGGCCCCCUCCCCUACCCCCCAGCAAUCCCAGGACUCACCUGCAUCUUUAAUGAAUUUUAUCCUAUUGGGAAGUGGUAAUAUUGUGGGUGCUGUACCAAGAGGCAUGGGAUGGGAGACCCUAGGACUGCUAUCUUCAGUUGUUGCAUUGUAAUGCUGUCUUUUCAGGAGGGACUUCAAAAGUCCCCUUAGGAAUUUUUGGAGUGGGGAACAUCUUUUGUGGCUUUCUCUAGUUUCCUUUGCAUUUGAAUAUGCUCACUUAAAUUUAUAGAAAGAAGUGGGCUCUGUUAAACCUCAGAGCUACAAGUAAAGUGAAGAAAGCUUCAGCCUCUGAGCCUGACCUUUAGCCUGGACUCCAGAUAGAAACGGGCGUGAAUAAAAUGACCAGGAAUGUAAUGGGGAAGAAUCACCCUGCCUGCCUGGCUGGGAGCCAUAAGGUCAUCUUGCUAGAGCUGUUUUUAUCUAUGUAUUUGUCGUUCUUAAUCAUAAACCAUUUAUUUAUAUCAUGUCUCUCUCUAAGGACCUAAAAGCACUUUAUGUAGUUUUUAAUUAAUCUUAAGAUCUGGUUAAGGUGACUUAAAGGCCUGUCUCCCCCCCCUAUCCAGUUAUGGAAAUAAGGGCAGAAAUGUAAAUUGGUGUUUAGGAGCCCCACUUGCAAAUUCACUAGCCAGGACUGCUGAAAUGCAGACCAGGAUCUUAGUUGAUAUUUUGGGCCUGGGGCAGUGAGUGUUUUAGGGAAGAAGGGUUGGUGUGUGGGGCGGGGAGGGGGCAGCACGGGGGUCUUCAGUCUUGACUAGCUGCAGAGUUCAGGCAAAUCCUCCAAAGUGGAAAGGGAGGGGCUGCUUGGAAAGAUGGCUCUCAGCGAAUUCUGUUUGUCUUCGGCUUCUCUCAGGGAAAAACAUGCAGUCCUCUGGUCGUGUUUGCGUACCUUACUGGAGGAGUGAACUCCUUGGUUCUGGUUACACAGCUAGUGCUUUGGACAGCUGUGCCAGGCUGCGUUAGGACCAACUACAAAUUAAUGUGGGUUGUAAAAUAUGGUGUGUUUUCCUAAUUUCCUGUUUUUUCCUGAGAAAUAAAUCUUUAUUCAAAUGUAA